AUGGAGCCGUCCCGGGACCUGGAUUCAUUCGGCGGUAUGCUGUUGAUGGGAGAACUCGAACGUAUCAAGGCCGACUAUGCCAAUCGCGUCUCUAGGAUACAAUCCAGAGCUGGAUCCGAAGAGGCGGCGCGUGAAGGAGCAGCCAAAGAGUUGUUUGCCCUACAUUGGGGUCCGACGCGCGUACCAAUUUACAACCUUCUCCUUCUGUCCACCCUCAUUUACUCGCCCUGCCGUUCAAAGCAUUUGGCGAUUGCUCGCUGGCUCAUCACCGAGGCUGAAGUUCCAGUAGACGGUACGGACCUUUCGGGCUCUACGGCAUUGUACCAUGCCAUUUCGACAAAACCGUCAUUUGAUACCGAGUAUGGCCAAAUAUUACAUGACGCCGGUGCCUCUGUAAAUCACAGAAACCGGUACGGAGGUACGGCGGCGCAUGAAAUGUCCUUGAUUUGGCAACCGCAGAACAAAAGUCUCGUUGAGCGGGCGGCGGAUGGCCUCAAGUGGUACCUCGAUCACGGUGGCAACAUUGAUAUUAAGGACAACGACGGAAUGUCGGUGCGCUUUGCAGUUGAUUCCACCCGCAAGCUCGUCCUACGGGGAAUUACCGACAUGGCGAUAUGGGACGUCGUGGACAAAGAAGACAAGCGGAGGAAGAGAUUGGGCAACAAAUGCUGCACGUUCUGUGGGAGAGAGCCUGAAGGCGACGUCAAGUUAUUACUCUGUUCGCAAUGCAAGUCAGCCAGUUACUGUGCACCGCCAAGGAAGUGUCAGAAGCAGGAUUGGCCAAGGCAUAAGGAGGCGUGCAAGCAAUUCAAAUCUGCGGGACAGGGCAUGACUUACCUUGGAGUAAACUUAGGAUGGUGA
Molecule: messenger RNA, 861 nt
Organism: Sparassis crispa
Lineage: Eukaryota; Fungi; Basidiomycota; Agaricomycetes; Polyporales; Sparassidaceae
Exons: 1
Coding region: 1-861 (286 amino acids)
Source: RefSeq, a predicted model, not a curated record